AUGGAUGGGAAAAUUAAAAAAUCUACAGCAGUGUCUACAGUUCUCUCUCAACCCCUGGGUUAAACAGGUUCAAGAAGAGACUAGGGAGAGUAUUCAGAUGCAAGUUGUUGUGAAAAAGGUGCUGGUCUUGGGAAGCUGUCUCAAACAAGUGGAAAUUACAAGAUUUAAAUGCCUUUGCCUAAACGUUUUUUUAAGUGUUUUUAGCGAGAAAAUAAUAUGUCCAAUGGGAUAAUUUAAAAUUUUAGUGUUUUGAUAUUCUUUUGGUGUUUUGAAACAAUUAAUCCUUGCUGGUUUUUAACGUCAAAAUAGUGCCAUCUGAUUCUCAAAAGGAAACUCGGUGUAAAUUUCUGAACAGCUCAGUUUGCUAAAAUAUUUUGAUAAUUCUGAAUUUAAACCGUUCGAUUUGCCGGGUACAAGUAGGGUCUAAACUUCCCUGUCUUCAGACGUUUCUCCCGUUCUCCAGUUCCUCUGUUCCCCGGUACCCUAUUUUAAAGAUAACCAUCACCAGGCCAUCACCCAUAUCACCCAUUACUAUCAGUUUCACGCAGGUUUCACGUGGUUCACGAAUAUCUGUACUCGUGAAUAGUCGUAAUAUCUCGCAUCAUCUUCGGAAGUUAAGUUAAAUUUAAAAAUUUAUUAUAAAAAAGAUUUUGUUUUUUAUUGCAAGAAGCGAGUACAAAAUCCUUUUUAAGAUCUCAACCUUUUUAAAAGAUGUAUCCAAGUGAAUUGAAAAUAAUAGUUUAUGCUGCCAGAAAUUUACAGCCAAAGAAAAAAGGAGGUGUUUGUCAAGCGUCAGUGAAAUUUGGAGUUGGCAAAGACAAAUACCGCACUGAAGUCGUCAAUGGAGAUAAUCCAACAUGGAAUGAAGAAGGGAUUAUCGCUGUUGGCAGUCCAAACGCCUCGCUUGUUCUAACGGUAAUGGACAAAGAAGACACUCUUGGUAACAUAACUCUGCCAGUAAACAGUCUUCCUUCGGCAGCUCAUAAACGUCGCUGGCUUCCUCUUCAACUAAAACAUCGUCAACCAACAUCGAGUGAUCUCUGUUUUGAUUGCUGGAUUACGCAGUUUAAGAAGGAGACUGUUUGGAACAAGUUUAAUCCAUUCUUCUCAAGCACUCCGAGUCCUCAGGAAAAACGUCGUGACUCGAUAGCAAGUGCCUCAACAGGAAUCCGUGGUUCAACUUCAACCCUUGACCUUUGCUCAAAAAGUUUAGAACGAGACAGACGCGACUCAAUACAAGACGAACCCACAGGCAGACGUCUCUCGUCUUCGGGAAAAACCACGAGUGGUACGAAUCUUUCCGGCCCACCACGAGCACCGUCGAUUAUUCAACAGGACUCGCUGUUAUCUUCACGACCCAAGUUAUUGCCAACGUUGGGAGCUGUAAUGUCCAUGAAAGGACCACCUGAAAUCACCGGAAUCUCUCCGAGAUACGGACCAUCAAAAGGGGGUACAAAAAUCACUAUCAGAGGUUGCAACCUGGGUGUCAACGCUAGCGACUACCUUGGUUUUAGCAUAUGUUCGAUCGACCAUCUUGACAGUUUAGAGUACCAUACACCAGCUAAACUGGUGUGCACUACCCAACCUUGGGAUGGUAAGAAACCUAAUCGUGGGGCUAUCAUUCUCAUGACAAAAUCCGGAGGUCGUGGGGUCUCCACUAUUAAAUUUGAAUUCAAAGGUGAUCCAGUUGUGGCCAGGAAAAAGAGUUUAAGAGAAAAAGUUUUAGGUGAAAGUAACAAAAAAAGUAAAACUUCGGUUGAAGUUGAAAAUCUUCGCCAGAAUGUUCAAGAUCUGACAAAUGAAAACCAAUCAUUGAGGAACUACAUUGAUAAAAUGAUGGUCGUACUGAUGGAGAAAUAUCCCGAUGCCCUCGAAGCAACCGUGUCGGGUGAAAAAUCCACAAAGAUGUGACCAUCCAUAGUCUAGAGAAUGAACCUUUAUAAAAUCAAAAUGAUUUUGUGUAUUACUGACUAUGCGAUGUCAACAAACAACAAGAUAUAUGUGCUUGAUGUGUCGGGGUCGACGCCCAAGGCAUGGGCAUCAAAUAAUUAAACGAGUGUUCGUCUGAAAAAGCAAACAACGGCACGGUGCUUAGCUCCCGAUUAUCCUAAUCUUCUGGAUUAAAAAAUAAAGCACUUUAAUCUUAAUCAAGCAGCUUACGUUGAAAUACUUCAUUAGUGUAAAAUAAAAUGGCUUCCAAAUUGCAAUUUGUAUAAACUAUGUUGUAUAAAU
Messenger RNA from Dendronephthya gigantea, 2232 nucleotides. RefSeq lists its product as uncharacterized. The transcript is spliced from 8 exons. Lineage: Eukaryota; Metazoa; Cnidaria; Anthozoa; Malacalcyonacea; Nephtheidae. The record is from RefSeq and is a predicted model, not a curated record. The coding region runs from base 712 to 1911 and encodes 399 amino acids.